Lactuca virosa is the source of this 2719-nucleotide messenger RNA. The record is from the annotation of a GenBank genome assembly. Lineage: Eukaryota; Viridiplantae; Streptophyta; Magnoliopsida; Asterales; Asteraceae.
GUAAAAGAGAAAAUGAAAAUCUAAAAGAAAUUGAAGGCAAAGGCGCAAAGCCGCGUGAUUCCAGUUUUUGAGAAGAUGAGGAGACCGAAUUCAUCUUUUGGUAACAUGACCUCACCAGUCAACGCUCUCACUCCAUCUCCCUCAGAUCCUAGCAGACCGACUUGUAUGCGUAUGACUUUGACUUUCAUUCUCUUCUUCUCUGAUCUGACUCAUCGCUGAUGCCUCCUGCUGCUCUCUCAAAUACUUUAUACCUCUCACAAUAUCUCGUUUUAUACCUCUCAUAAUAUCUCGUCGUUGCUCUGGUUCCAGUCGUCUCCGACCACAACCACAAGUUCUAUCAUCUAUGGUAUAAAAAUGGGCAUAUCUUUUCGUCCCGGGCAUCAAAUUCCUUAGGACGAGCCUGACAUCAAGAUAGCUUAUUGGUGAUCACUUGGUAAUAAAACACUCCAAAAUAGAGUUGACCGGAUCUCACAUACUUCAAUCUCAGGUACGUUCAAGCUAUUGCAUACAACUUUUUCCAUCGGUCAUGGAACAUUUUGAUCACCUCAAAAUUCGAAUGGAAGACAUAAUAUCUGCCACUGGAAACUUUAGUCACGACAGACUAAUCGGACGUGGUGGGUUCGGUCCGGUGUACAAAGGAGAACUCUCACUUUCAACACCAACCAUGGUAGCUUUCAAGCGCUUAGACCGUAGACUGGGUCAAGGGAACACUGAGUUUUGGAAGGAGAUCACAAUGCUUUCCGAAUUAAAACAUGCAAAUCUAGUUUCUCUCAUGCACUUUUGCAUUCAGGGCGAUGAGAGAGUCCUUGUGUACGAAUAUGCCUCUCGUGGAAGCCUUGAUCGCUAUAUAAGUGAUGUUAGUCUUACAUGGACUCAACGCCUUGAUAUAUGCCUUCAGGCUGCACGUGCGCUAAGGUACCUUCAUGAUCCAAAGAAACCUCAAGGAAGAGUUCUCCAUCGUGAUAUUAAAAGCUCCAACAUCCUUUUGGAUGACAAGUGGACUCCUAAAGUUUCUGAUUUUAGGUUGUCAAAGAUUGGCGUAUCAAACCAACCACACACUGUUGUUGUCUCCAAUCCCGUUGGCACAGUUGGAUAUUGUGAUCCGUUGUAUUGGGAAAUGGGCUUUCUAUCAAAAGAGUCUGACGUGUAUUCCUUUGGAGUGGUGCUCUUUGAAGUAAUGUGCGGAAGUUUAUGUACCGAGUAUCGUAAUGAUAAACAUACAAGUUUAGUAAGUUGGUGGAAAAAAUGUUGUGAUGAAAAGAAAUUAGAUGGUAUUAUCUUUCAACAUAUAAAGGAAGAAAUAGAAUGGGAUUCUUUGAUAACCUUUUCAACCAUCGCCAAUCAAUGUACAAGUAGAGAGCGUAAAGAACGACCAACAAUGGAAGAGAUUGUGGAAGAACUUCAGAUUGCACAUGAACAACAGAAUAUCAAUAGCAACGUCCCUCUAAUCGAGAUGUCAGAGCGUGCUGUACCUCCACUAUCCUACACAUCCCAAAAGGAACUCAUAUCACUUCUUUCCAAAGGGAUCCUUGUUGAUGAGGGCAAAAGGUGGGUUACAAUAAAUAAAAACAAACAAUUUCAUGAAAUGAUAUCUGCAGCAGAAUGUAUACAUGGAGGGAGGUUUAUUUGUCGCAGUGAUGAUUAUUCAAGGUUCUCAAAUAUUUUCAUUUCAUUUUCCUCUGAUUUCAAAGUAGAAGUGAGGACUCGAUUCUUGUCACCACAUGUAGCUUACACCAUAAACCUUGUCUUCAAACAUGAAAUUAACAAGCAUGGGAUAUAUGUACCCUUCUUAUACAAAUUGGAAGAGGAGACACAUUAUUCAAAGUCACACGCUGUGCAAUUGAGAAAAGAUGGGUGGCUAAUGGCUGAAUUAUAUCGGUUUACUAGUUACAGAGAGGAACAUGAAUUCAAAAUUGAGUUCUUACAAUUUGCUAUUACAAGUCGUUGGCGUCAUUUAGAAGGCAUUGAAUUUCGACCCGUGGAGCAUGGCAAACAUAUGAGGCGAAGAUCUGGUUUGGACACCGAGUUGGAACAAAAGAUGACACUAGAUUAUAUGGAUUUAAUCAAGUUGUCAAAAGAUAAUUUACAGUGGACAACUAAGAAGGAUUUAUACUUUCUUCUUCGCAAAGGCUUUCUUAUCCACGAGGGUGAAAAGUGGAUUUCUAUUAGCAAAAAUAUGAAGAAACGUCUAAUGAUAUCUGCUAGAUCCAUUCUGAUAGAGCGCGACUGGAUAUGGAAGUCUCAACCAGAAUCAAGAUUCGAAGUGGUAGCUGAGUCUCUUGACAAUCACAAGUUGACCAUUGAUUUUCAAAUCAAAUCGGAAUCGUUGACCCUUGAGACAAGUUAUUCUUGUCAUCUCAUAUACAGACUACCAGAACAAUAUUCUUUGCUUGAGGAUUACAUAACAUUUCGGAGUACGGGAUCAAUUAAUUAUGUUCAAUCUUUCUAUUUAGUCCAUGCUCCUCCAAGCCCUAUUAUCCGAUCCAUAGCUGAUGAAAAGUACGACUUGCCAUCACACUCCCGCAAAAUAAAAGGUUAUCCGAAAAUGAGGAAGGAUGGUUGGAUGGACCUUACAUUGUGUGAAGUUUCAACCAAAGACACAGAAGUUAUUAAAAUGCGUCUUGAAUGUCGUGGAUCUAAAGUUACACAGUUUGUUGGCCUUGUUAUUCAAGGGAUAGAGUUUAAGCCGUUGUAAAUGCCAUUUUCUCUUCGUUAUUCA